AUGCAGUCUCCCUUCAGCUACUCUGAUUCCUCAUACUCGUCCUCGCCCGGCGGCAUGGACUUCUUCUUCUAUGGGCCCCAGCCCGUCUAUGAUUCCACUAUGGACCUCGACCCGUCCAGUCCCUUCUCCGUGCCCGAGGUCGUGCCCGAGGUCUACUCCUUCACGAGCUCGCCCUACAUCUACCCCACCGUGUCCGACUUCCCCGUCUACGACACUAUCCCCAAGAGCGUCCCCAGCAGCGCCAGCAGCGUCACCAGCUCUAGCAGCUGGAACCUGCCCUGCGAGGAUGUUCCCAUGCCCACGUAUCCCGUCGGCCCCGUCAACUAUGACUCGUGCCCGGAUUCGCCGCCGCCUGCUUCCAAACCCGCUAAGCCCUUUGGUUGCGACAACUGCGGCAAGAGCUUCACUCGCUUCGCCGACCUGAAGCGCCAUCAGUCCAGCGUCCACUACCCGGUCUUCCGCAACUGCCCCGUCGAGCACUGCUCGCGCAAGGGCAGCAAUGGCUUCCCCGCCAGGAUCACCUGGUCGAGCAUCUCCGCUCCUACCACCACCUCGACGUGCCCAAGCGUCGCGCCUUCAAGCGGUCUGCCAAGGACGCUGGUCUAUAAACUGGUUGCACCCGAAAAUUCAACACAACCUGGAAAAGAAAAAGCCAAGGGCAAGACAAUUGCCCCUUCAUUAUUACGAUUUGAUGACUUUUGA
This is a messenger RNA of Penicillium alfredii, 702 nucleotides long. RefSeq names its product C2H2-type zinc finger protein. The record is from RefSeq and is a predicted model, not a curated record. Bases 1 to 702 code for a protein of 233 amino acids. Lineage: Eukaryota; Fungi; Ascomycota; Eurotiomycetes; Eurotiales; Aspergillaceae. The transcript has 2 exons.